GCACAUGAGCGCCUACACGGCAGCGGCGCAGGAUAAGUUGAUUCGGCAUCUAGACGGGUGGCCAUCGCACGGCCAGUUGCUGGAUGUAGUCAGUCGAGCCAUCACGUACGAGGAGCGUCUGGUGGCUGAUGAGAAACGCAAGCAUUGGGGAGCUCGGUUUCGGGGGUGGUCUAACGACCUCUGGAAGCUUGCCACGCCGGUGUUCAAAGCAGGGGCCCCUAGCCCUGGGUUCGACAGCGAGGGGAUGAGGGCCGAGUGGGAGCCCGUCUGGAAGCCCGAGUCGUACGAGAGCCACAACAAAGUACUCAACUGGAAGCGGUGGGAAGCAAAAGCAAGGGCGGACAACAAACCGAUCCCGACGAGCAGCAUGCCCGACGAUUGGGCCCCGACAAAAGAAGGCUUCACCGCAGCCAUCAAGAAAUGCAAAGGAGCGGAAGGUAUGGACGGUUGGAAGGCCUCCGAG
Molecule: messenger RNA, 463 nt
Organism: Prorocentrum cordatum
Lineage: Eukaryota; Dinophyceae; Prorocentrales; Prorocentraceae
Source: the annotation of a GenBank genome assembly